AUGUCGGCAGUAUCUACGAAUGACAAGGCCACAGUAUUGACGCUCAAGAAACGUCUUUCUGAGCCUGAUAGAGACCUUAUGGCUAUCAUUGAUUCGCUCAGCUCCAUCAACAUGGACAAGCAGCUCUUGAAAGAGACAAUGAUUGGUAAAGCCUUGAACAAAGCGGCCAAUGCUGAUGAGACAACACCACGGGCCAAGAAGGCCGCUAAGAACCUCAUGGGGGCUUGGAAGAAGAAGAUCGAUUAUAAGCCUUCAUCAGGUGACCAUUUCACGGGGUAG
Messenger RNA from Perkinsus marinus ATCC 50983, 279 nucleotides. RefSeq lists its product as hypothetical. Lineage: Eukaryota; Perkinsozoa; Perkinsida; Perkinsidae. Bases 1 to 279 code for a protein of 92 amino acids. The record is from RefSeq and is a predicted model, not a curated record. The transcript is spliced from 2 exons.